CCCACCACGAUGACCGGCCCAGAAAGCCAGAGACCCCAAACUACACGCAUUCCGCCAUCACAAACUUUCGAAAUUUGAAACCACAAUCUCCUUCGUCCUUCACUGUUCUGCUCUCUCUCCGUUUCUCUACAAUUCUCUGUAAUUACUUUCUGUAUUUUCUCAUCCUGAAUCAAUUCGCGACUAAAGAUCUAGAACUGGAAUUAAAUUCUAUUUCUCCCUCACUAAGUAAUUUCUGCUUUCUCGAAGGACAACGGUGAGUUUUGAGUAGGAAUGGAGUUUGAGAAUCACAGCAGUUUUCGCUCUUAAUACUGGUGAGGCGGAUAUCUGAUUAUCGGCUUGGGAAUCGACGGUCACGAUGUCACUGCGAAUAAAGGCGGUGGUGGACAAGUUCGUGCAGGAGCUGAAGGAAGCGUUAGACGCCGACAUUCAGGACAGGAUCAUGAAGGAGAGGGAGAUGCAGAGUUACAUAGAAGAGCGCGAGCGGGAAGUCGCCGAACGCGAGGCUGCCUGGAAAGCUGAGCUCUCUCGCCGCGAGGCAGAGAUUGCUCGACAAGAAGCAAGGUUAAAGAUGGAGAAAGAAAAUCUUGAGAAGGAGAAAAGUGUCCUCAUGGGAACUGCAUCAAACCAAGAUAACCAAGACGGAGCUCUUGAAAUAACAGUAAGCGGUGAAAAGUAUCGGUGCCUCAGGUUUGCAAAGGCAAAGAAAUGACGCUUCAUAGGUGAAGAAAAAUGAUUUCCAUGAAUAUGACAUAGUAGGCAACUUGAUUCAUUCUAAUGCGUUGAAUAUGCAUAUAUCCGUAAGUAAUUCAUAAUAUAUGUGUUGUCGAUACCACUUCGAUAAUAUUUGAUGCAGGAUAGAAAUCUUCUGCGGUAGUGAAAAGGAACUCUCUCUCUCGCUCUCUUCA
Messenger RNA from Tripterygium wilfordii, 905 nucleotides. RefSeq lists its product as uncharacterized. Lineage: Eukaryota; Viridiplantae; Streptophyta; Magnoliopsida; Celastrales; Celastraceae. The record is from RefSeq and is a predicted model, not a curated record. The transcript has 2 exons. The coding region runs from base 356 to 709 and encodes 117 amino acids.